AUGAAUGUAUUUUUCUACAUUUUAAGCAGUGGAAGUAACAUUACUGUAGAUGAACAAAAUUUCAAUGAAGAGCAUACAUUUUGCGAAGAAUAUCAGUGGAAUGGGAUAAUUAUACCACGUACGUCAACUUGCAGUAAAGUUCAGAUUCCGUGUCCGGAUCCAAUAAAUACAAUUGGUACGUUAACUCAAAAAUGUAAUUGUGAAAGUAACGAAUGGGAAGGAGAACCAGACACUACUGGAUGUAUUCAUAAAUGGAUCAACGUGCUUAAUCAGUUGAUCGAGGAGGGAGAAUCAACGGAAUAUAUCGCUGGACAGUGGGCCCAUUUUUUACAAAAUACAACUCAGCAAGCAAUUUAUAGCGGUGAUAUUAUUAGCAGUAUUGAUAUUGCUGAGCAGUUAUUAUCAUUAGCAGAAAUGCAAUAUGCAGACUUGGAUGAUCAAAACAGACAAAAUGAAAAAGCCAUGGAAUUUGCAAAAGUGUUUGGUGAAGCAGGCAACGAAUUAUUAAGCAACAGUGCAGCAAAAGUUUGGAUGACUUUACCUGAUGAUAUUCGAGUUAUGAAGGCAUCAAAGUUACUCUUAGCACUACAACAAAGUGCUGUAAUGGUGGCUCAGUUUAUUAUUGAAAAGCAGAUGAAAAUUAACUUCAGUAAUUGGGCUUUCGAAGUGCGCGUGAAAAAACCAAUCCCUAUUACAGUUCAAUCUGAUUCUGUGAUCAUGAAUGAUCACAGUAAUUUUGACAUGAUUCCUAGACCACGUAGUUUGGCUUCUGUUUCAUCAAUUAAUAUGGAUACUUUAACAAGUGCUAACGAAAUUGAAGCUGAAAUCAACAAUGAAUCCGCUGAAAAUAUUACCUUCAGCUCAUUUUUAUACUCACCAAUACUUUCAAUGCCAUCGUUGAAAAUUUUGCAACAAUCUGCGCAGCCAACGCCUCAUCCAAAAACAUUGAACGAUUUUGGUAUAUUCGCACGUCCUCGAUCACGGCUUGUUUCACUAGACCAAAAUUCAUUUCAUAUCGGUUAUUACAUAUUUAAAUCAGUGGGAACAUUAUUAAACACCAAUGAAACCACAAUUAUCAACAGCCUCGUAAUUGGUGCUAGCAUGAACAAUCCAAUGAAUUUUAUUACUUUACCAAAAACUGAUCCAGUGACUUUCAAGUUUUAUCAUCUCAAUACCAAAGGUGUUAGUAAUCCUCGAUGUGUAUUUUGGGAUAUCACAAAGAACUUUUGGAGUCAAGAAGGCUGCACAACACUACGUAAAUUGAAUAACUCAACUGAUUGUUCUUGCAAUCAUUUAACUAGUUUUGCUAUUUUGAUGGACAUUGAUGGAUCGCAUGAUGCUGAUGAUCAAUCAGUUGCUAAUGAAGUUUUAAGUCUAAUAACUAUCAUCGGUUGUUCAUUUUCAGUUGCAUGUCUCUUGCUUACUUUAAUCACCUUCACAUGCUUCGAAUCCUUACAUAGCAUUCGACAUAAGAUUCACUGUAAUUUGUGCUUUUGUUUACUACUCGCAGAGUUAGUAUUUAUGAUUGGUAUUGAUCAAACGGAAAAUAAAAUUAUCUGUGGUGGAAUCGCUGUUUCACUUCAUUAUCUAUUUUUGGCAGCAUUUUGCUGGAUGCUACUAGAAGGAUAUCAUCUUUAUUUCAUGCUUGUUCAAGUUUUUGAGAAUAAAAUAAAACCUGUUCUUUGCUACAUUUAUGCAUAUGGUUUUCCUGCAGUGAUCGUUGCUAUUACCACUGCAACAGCUUGGUCAAACUACGGUACCGAUUCCUAUUGUUGGUUGGAUGUGAAAACGUUAACAAUAUGGGCUUUUGCUGGACCAGUUGCAGCUGUUAUUAUAUCUAACAUAGUGGUUCUUGGUGUGGCACUUAGAGUCGUACUUUCGAUUCGUAGUCGAGAUCGAAGUCGAACAGAACAAAUGUUGGGUUGGUUGAAAGGUUCGGUAACCUUACUUUGUUUGCUUGGGAUCACCUGGACGUUUGGUUAUUUGAUGAUUAUUGAAGCAACAAAAACGCUUUUUGCAUUUAUUUUCACCGUACUCAAUUGCUUACAGGGUGCAUUUAUCUUUAUUAUUCAUGUUAUUUUGAAUGAAAAAGUGCGCAUCACGUUGUUACGUUUUUUACGGGUAAAAAUGUGUUGGAAAUUAGAGUCAGGUCCUCCUACUAAUCCAGACAUGGUAAAUAGCUGCCAGAAACUUAUUCAUAUGUGGAAAAAGGGUUAUUUUUCAUGUGAAUGCCCAAAAAUGUUCACGGAAAACUCUGAUUCGAAAAUUAAAGAAAAUAAAGAACAAGUAUUUCUCGAUGGCACCAGAUCUAAACUAAAUGGAACAGAAAGUCCAACAACAAUGAUAACAUAUUUAAAUUGGAAAACCAAAGUAAAGAGUGAAUGUGGCAGUACUGGAUUAGAUGAUUCUAGGAAUUUCGAUUGCGAACCAAAAGAUGCCAAUACAAUUCCAAUUGAUAUUGAAAUGAUUAGUAAUAAAUCUUUGAGUCAGUCUGAUUCUCAAUCGCGAGAAAAGCCUGCUCAAAUAAGUGAAACCAGUGAGAAUGAUGCUACAAAUAAUGUAAAAGAACAAAUUCAGUCUCCUACAACUUCAAUAAUUGUUGAAAGAUUUUGA
Molecule: messenger RNA, 2613 nt
Organism: Thelazia callipaeda (thelaziosis nematode)
Lineage: Eukaryota; Metazoa; Nematoda; Chromadorea; Rhabditida; Thelaziidae
Source: the annotation of a GenBank genome assembly